Molecule: messenger RNA, 4855 nt
Organism: Condylostylus longicornis
Lineage: Eukaryota; Metazoa; Arthropoda; Insecta; Diptera; Dolichopodidae
Gene: RecQ4
Product: ATP-dependent DNA helicase Q4
Exons: 9
Coding region: 82-4764 (1560 amino acids)
Biological process (GO): double-strand break repair via homologous recombination
Cellular component (GO): cytoplasm; chromosome; nucleus
Molecular function (GO): zinc ion binding; ATP binding; four-way junction helicase activity
Source: RefSeq, a predicted model, not a curated record
UUUAUUUUAAAAAAAGUUGCAUUGUUGUACGAAUUGAAGGAAUAAAAAAAAAUAUAGGCACAAAAUUUGACGUCAAAAUAAAUGGAUGAUCCAGUUUUUAAACCUAACUAUGAAAAAUAUAAAAUUCGUGUUAAAAGAUGGGAAAAAAGCUUUAUUAAGAAGUAUAAAAGGAUUCCUUCGAAGUAUGACAUUAAAGAUGCCCCAAAUGAAAUUCGAUAUUCGUAUAAAAUGUAUUAUAAAUUGAAAACCACAUUUUUGGAGAACACAUUGGGUGAUAUCUUAUCAGAUGAUGGUUUUGAUGUGUUUGAAACUGAAAAUUCUCAACCAGAUAUUGCAGAAACUUCGGGAUAUGAUUUUUCAAAAAUUUUUCUUCCCUCAGGUCAAAGUUUUUUAGAAAGCAAUGAAAAUAUAUCUUUGAAUUCGAACAAUUCUGAGAACAAAGAAAUAAAUAACACAAAUUUGAUUAAUGAAGAACAGAGUUUUGUAGCAGCAGGUGAAUCCGAAUUAAACAAAAAAGCAUGGGUUGGUGUAUCAAAAAGUAAAAGCUUAAAUGAAGUUAAAAAAUCUCCAACUAAAGAAGUUGCUAUAUCUCGAGUAAAAUCAAGUUUAAAUACUAAACUAUUUGAAUCAUCUAAAUCAUUUUCAAAAAGAAAUCCAAGAAAAUCGCUUUCAAGGUUGAGUAAUACUAACUUAUCUAGUUCACUAAGCUCGAUUAAUGACCAGCUUAAUCGCAACAAGUGUGAAGAAACACUUCCAGACUUAGAAACAAUUUUAACGCAAAAAGCGAAAGAACAAAAGUCUCCAUUACAAAAUGCAGCAGUAGGAUUUUUAUCAGCGAAACCUAAAGAAGUGUCUAUUAAUGUUGACAAAAAUUGGUUAGAGCGUUGUUCGAAAGAAUCUUUAAGCAUUGAAAACACAAAUCCAGCAAAUACAACUUCCGCAACAUCAACAAAUGAAAAUAAAACUUUUGGAAUUUCGAAUUUAAAUUUAAUGCGCACGAAAAACUAUGCAAGUGAUAUCCCUAUCAUAAGAGAAAAUUCGGCAAUUAACGAAGAAUGUAAAAAUUCGAAUAAUAUUUAUGAAUUGGGCAACGAUUCAGAUGAAGUUAUAUCUAAUAGCGAGGAAGAAAUUGAUAAAGUAGACACUUAUAGACACAUUGCAAAAAGACGUCGAAUAUUAAGGGAUAUUGAUAAAAAUAAAUUAAGUGAAAAUGAAAAUGUAAAAAGUAUGGACAAACCUUGCCUUGAAAAAAAACUUUUGGAAGCGACAAUUACGAUGAGUAAGGAAAAAUACGAAGUGGCGCAAGAAACGUUAAAGUCUAAAAAUGAUGAAUCAGGGAAAUCGCACAUUUCGGAGGAAGAACCAAAACCAAAAAAGAAACAUGUGAAAAAAACCAAAAAGAGAAAUUUAAAAGCUUCCAAAAAGUAUUCUGAUGAGAGUAGUGAAAACGAAAGUUCUGGUAAUUCUGCAAUGAAACCAAAAAGAAGAUAUAAAAGAAAUGCGAAGAAGGAAACUACUAAAAGAGUAAUAAACUCUAGAGUAACAAGAUUUUCAAAAUCUAACUUAGAUAACCCGGUUGAUGAAAAAGAAUCAAACGAAGAUGAAACUUUUCAAGCCAAAAAUUUAGUACUAGAAAUUGAUCAAAUUAAAUCUCUACCAAGCGCUAGUUUUGAAGAAUUGAAGAACGUUGAAGCUGUUUUGGAAUCCUAUGUAAGCAAUGUUGGUGGUACAACAAAAGACAAAGCUGAAACAAAAUCAGUAAAAUUAAAAUCUGAAGCACAAAUCAAAUUAGAACAGAAAAUAAAGGCUGGAAAACUAAAUGAAAAUUUUGUAAAAAUUGAUAUUAGCAAAAAAGUUUUCGUACGAGGAAAAAAAUCAAUUAAUUAUAGUCGCUAUAAAAAAAAGCUCUGGAAAAACAAGAAAGAAAAUAAUGCUCUAUGCGGGCCGAAUAUGGAUAUGCGUGGUUGCGACGGCGGAAUUUUGACGUGCUUCAAAUGUGGACAACCUGGCCAUUUUGCAAGAAAAUGUAAACAAAAAGGUGAUAACCUAAUGCCUUUAAAUGAGGAUGAACUAGAAGAAUCGCCAUUCUUGUCCUUGGAAGAAGCUGCAAAAAUUGCUAAUGAUAAAGCAUUAUCAGCCCAUAGCCGAAAUAUAAGUAAAUUACCGCAGGCUGCUAAUUAUCAGAUAAAUAGCGAUGAGAAACCGAAAUCAGAUGUGGAAAAUGGCUCAGAGGAUAAUAUUGUACAAAUGCAAAAUGGUAGUGAAAUAGAAGAUGAAGGCGGAAUAAAAGAAAAUUUGAGCGAACCACUCAUAGAAAAUCAAAAUUUGAGCGAACCACUUAUAGAAAAUCAAAAUUUACAUGAGGGCAGUGACUCCAAUAAUUCAAAACCAAUUUACAUAGGACAUAAGAUUCCAGAAGAUUUUUUGGAAAAGUGUGGGCUUUUAAAUGAAAAUCAAAGAGACAAAGAAGUUACACCAGUAUAUGAUCUAAAUCCAGAUGGCAAAAUAAAAGAUAUAACACCUGAAGUCUUGGAAACUUUAAAAAUGUUUGGCCAUGAAAGUUUUCGAAAAGGACAAGAUAAGGCUAUUAUGAGAAUUCUUUCGGGUCUUUCAACUCUAGUAACAUUAAGUACCGGUAGUGGAAAAUCUUUAUGCUAUCAACUACCAGCUUAUCUCUACAGUCGGCUGAAAGGCUGUAUUACAUUGGUAAUAUCCCCAUUGGUUUCAUUAAUGGAAGAUCAAGUGCAUGAUAUUCCACCAUUUUUAAGAGCAUAUUGUUUGCAUACUAAUCAAACUGCCCAGCAACGACUUAAAAUUAUGGAAUUGGUGAAUAAGGGAGAUAUUGAUAUCUUGUUAGUUUCACCAGAGGCUGUUGUUGCUGGAGAACGAUCUACUGGUUUUGGUGCAUUAUUAAGAAAUUUACCACCAAUUGCUUUUGUUUGUAUUGAUGAAGCUCAUUGCGUUUCUCAAUGGAGCCAUAAUUUUCGUCCUAGCUAUUUAAUGAUAUGUAAGGUUUUGAAAAAAAGACUUGGUGUUAAAACUAUUUUGGGUUUAACAGCAACCGCAACACUUCAAACAAAACAAAGUAUAAUUCGUCACUUAGAAAUAAAAGACGAAAAGAGUGGUAUAAUAAGUGAUAUACCUUUGCCUGACAAUUUGAUUCUUUCCAUAUCCGUGGAAUCAAAUCGUGAAUCUGCUUUAAUGCAAAUUUUGAGAAGUGAAAGGUUUGAACCUUGUCAGUCGAUUAUAAUUUAUUGUACAAGACGAGAUGAGUGCGAAAGGAUAGCUGGUUUCAUAAGGACUUGUAUGCAAGAUAAGCCUUCGAAGGAAAGUUCUGGAAAGCGCAAAAGAGUUAAUUGGCACGCAGAAUCAUAUCACGCUGGUUUAAGUGCAUCAAGGCGAAGAGUGAUACAAAAUGCUUUUAUGAAAAAUGAACUUCGCAUUGUCGUCGCAACAAUUGCUUUUGGUAUGGGUAUUAAUAAACCUGAUAUUAGAGCAGUUAUACAUUAUAACAUGCCAAAAAGCUAUGAAAGUUAUGUUCAAGAAAUUGGAAGGGCUGGCCGUGAUGGGAGGCCAGCUCAUUGUCAUUUGUUUUUAGACUCAAAAAGGCAAGAUGAAAGUGAAUUGAAAAAACAUAUAUACGGAAACUCUAUAGAUCGUCACGUUAUUAGAAAAUUAUUACAAAAAAUUUUUAUACCAUGCUCAUGCAAUAGAAAUUUGAAAAGCAAAGAUUUUCUAGAAACUCACUUGGAAGAAAUUAAAGCUAUUCAAAAAAUUGAUUGGGAUGAUGAUUUUGAUUUAACAGAGAACUCUGUUAUGUCACAAAUGAGUGAUGUUAAACCUAAAAAUAGAUUGUGUCCAGGACAUGAAAUAGGGUUUUCUAUAGAAGAAAUUGUUCAGAGUUUAGAUAUUCCAGAGGAGAAUAUUUCAACUCUGCUGUGUUAUUUAGAAUUAGAUGGACGUUACAAUUUGAAUAUUUUAAGUAAUGCAUACACAAAAUGUAAAGUUCUGUCAUAUGGUGGGCCAAAAUAUUUGAGGAAUGCGGCAAAAGAUUGCCCACCUUUAGCUAUGGCAAUCGCUUUACAAAUAAAGAGCGGAACGUUUAAUGAAGAGAAUAAUAUUGUAGAAUUUUCUGUAAUAGAAAUCGCCUCAAUAAUCGGAUGGAAUAGUGGCGUUGUAAAACAACAAUUAAAAGGAUUGGAAUGGACUUCAGUGAAUGGUCUCCCAAAACGCUCGUCUAUAUCUGUUUCAUUUUAUGAUUUGGGAUUUCGUGUCAAAGCUCCUGGCGAUUUUACUAGCGAAGAAAUAGAUGAAGGCUUAGAUUCGUUAUAUCAACGCUCAUUGCUACAAGAACGUACACAAUUAAUACAGUUGCAAUGCAUAUCGGAAGGAUUGCACUCGGUGUCGUUUAAAUCAUGUUUGCCCUGUUGUGAUAAAAAUUUUGAUAUCGAAAUGUCAAAUAAGUUAAAAUCAAUAAUUAGAAAUUAUUUUCAAACAAACUGCUCAAAUGAAGUGAAAUUAAAAGAGGAUGUGCAUGAUACACCUGAUAGUGUUAUAAUUAACGAUAUACAAUCAAUGAUUCAUAUGUAUCCAGAUAACAAUUUCACUGGUAGAAGUAUAGCUCGCAUAUUCUAUGGCAUCGCAAGUCCAAAUUAUCCUGCGGUUAUUUGGGGCAGGUGUAAAUAUUGGCGAGUUUACAUGAAAGUAAAUUUUAAUAGAUUAGUUAAAUUAGCUAACGAUGUGAUUGUAAGACUUCGAAUGUGAGGUAUUAAGUUUAUAUUAUAUAUUGUUUUAAUUUAUUUAUUAUAAUAUUGAAUGGAGUUGAAAAAUAUUAAGCAAAGAUUUUGCAGUCACU